Pygocentrus nattereri (red-bellied piranha) is the source of this 3818-nucleotide messenger RNA. RefSeq names its product forkhead box K2 (gene foxk2b). Gene Ontology annotation, molecular function: DNA-binding transcription factor activity, RNA polymerase II-specific; protein binding; RNA polymerase II cis-regulatory region sequence-specific DNA binding. The transcript has 9 exons. NCBI's taxonomy places the organism in Eukaryota, Metazoa, Chordata, Actinopteri, Characiformes, Serrasalmidae. The record is from RefSeq and is a predicted model, not a curated record. Gene Ontology annotation, biological process: regulation of transcription by RNA polymerase II. Bases 212 to 2059 code for a protein of 615 amino acids.
UCGGUCCCUUUCUCUCUGUGGCGCGGCGGUGGGUCGAGCCGCGGUGUGCGUGUGGAACGUUAAGCGGUCAUUAUUUCAAAAUUUUGUCGGACAUAAUUCGAAAAUUCCACCGUUAAAAACGAACAAGAAGGCCGACCGUUAAAACGCGUCAUUCCGCGUUCGAAGCGCUUCGAAAGGACAGUCACGCGCCGCCCGAGUCCCGUUGGUUAACAUGGCGGUGGUUAGCGGGUUGUCCGGGCCGGCGGUGGCCCGGCUCGAGGGCCGCGAGUUCGAAUACCUGAUGAAGAAGCGGUCGGUGACCAUUGGUCGGAACUCGUCGCAGGGCUCCGUGGACGUGAGCAUGGGACAUUCCAGCUUCAUCUCGCGGCGGCACCUCGAGAUCUUCGCGGCGGGCGAGGACUCCGGCGGCGGAGGGGGGGAUUUCUACCUGCGCUGCCUCGGCAAAAACGGGGUGUUCGUGGACGGCGUGUUUCUGAGGCGAGGCGCUCCCCCACUGCAGCUCCCGCGGAUGUGUACGUUCCGAUUCCCCAGCACUAGUAUAAAAAUCACAUUCACUGCUCUGGCCAGCAUAAAGAAAGAGAAGAGGGAACCGGAGUCUCCAGUGAAGGCAGUGCAGCCCCAAAUUUCUCCACUGUCCAUAAACAUCCCUGACAACAUUGCUCACCUAAUGAGCCCUUUGCCCUCCCCCACAGGAACCAUCAGUGCGGCCAACUCAUGUCCGUCCAGUCCCCGCGGAGCUGGUUCGUCAGGCUACAGGGUCGGCCGGAUCGUGCCAUCAGAUUUGCAGCUAAUCAAUGAUAACUCGCAGUCAGAGAAUGAUAAGGAAGCAUCAGAGGGAGACAGCCCAAAGGAUGACUCUAAACCCCCAUACUCCUAUGCUCAGUUGAUUGUCCAGGCGAUCACACUGGCCCCAGACAAACAGCUCACGCUGAACGGCAUCUAUACACACAUCACCAAGAACUACCCAUAUUACAGGAGUGCCGACAAGGGCUGGCAGAACUCCAUUCGGCACAACCUGUCUCUGAACCGCUACUUCAUCAAAGUGCCACGCUCACAGGAGGAGCCUGGGAAGGGUUCGUUCUGGAGGAUAGACCCGUCCUCUGAGGGUAAACUCAUCGAGCAGGCUUUUAGAAAACGAAGACCUCGCGGCGUGCCUUGCUUCAGGACCCCUUUAGGACCCCUCUCCUCCAGGAGUGCUCCAGCAUCUCCCAAUCACUCGGGGGUUCUCUCUGCCCACUCCAGUGGUGUUCAGACUCCUGACAGCCUAUCACGUGAGGGCUCGCCUGUUCCCAUGGAGUCAGAGCCUGCCCCUACCCCGUCCCCUUCUACUGUCGCUGCUGCUGUGCAACCAAAGCUAGCUGUCAUACAGGAGGCUCGCUUAGCACAGGCCACACCAGGUUCUCUCAGCAGUCAGCCUGUAUUAAUAGCUGUCCAGCGGCCGCUGUCUCAGGGCUUGAAGCCGGUGACAUAUGCUGUGGCCACGGCUCCCUCCUCUUCCUCCACACAGCAAGUGAUGCAGACUGUGCAUGUGGUACACCAAAUCCCUGCUGCUGUAGCCGUUAGCACCACUAAAGUUCACACACAGCCUGUUGCUGCUGUCCCAGCCUCCUCAGAACCCCAGGAGAAUGGAGCACACGAAGAGGUCAAAGUGAAAGUAGAAGCAGUCCCUACUAUCACCCAUGCCACCAUAGGCUCAGCCAAUCGAAUUAUCCAGAGCAGCACAGCUGCCACACCCCUUCAGACGGUUACCAUAGUGCAGCAAGCCCCAUUGGGCCAGCACCAGCUGCCAGUUAAAACUAUCACACAGAAUGGCACCCAUGUGGUGCCCAUCGCUACUGCAAUACAAGGCCAGGCAAACGCAGUCUCCAACCCGCUUCACUUGUUGGCAGCUCAUGCCUCUGCAUCUGCCUCUCUCCCUACCAAAAGGCAGAAUGGAGAGAGCGCUAGUGAGCCUGAGAAUAAACGAGCAAAAAUGGAUAAGGAUGAGCAGCAGCAGAGCGUAACCUCUGACCCUAAUGGAACAGCAGACACGGACGCUCCCUCUGCCAACCACAACUAGACAUUAGCAUAAAACACACCCCCCACCCAUCUUUCACAAACGUCUUCGUUCUGCCACACAUUUUCACUAUUUUACCCUUCUUGCACACUUCUGUUUGCUUACAUCGUCACUACUGCCCUUCUGCCUUCUAUCAUUGUCUCUCUACUCCUUGUUCUCUCUCUCUCUCGGUCUGUGUCUCUCUCCCCAUCCUGCUUACUGUGCCAAAACAAAAAGAAAACACUGCUGACCAUUCAGUAUGUCCAUAUGAAGCAAAAAAAACAAUAUAUUCCAGUGUCAAUGCAAACAAUGGCAGAGAAAUGAGGACAUUAAGCAAAUCCACACCAAAUGGACCGCAGAAGUGGAUGCAGUGACAUAGGGGCACUUCUGUGUGGUGAGGCAGCCUUCAACAGAGGAGGUUUGUUCCAUAAUCAAUGGAAGAGAGAGCAGCCAGCCACUGCCAUCUGGGCCUGAACGCCUGAGGUAUGCGGCGUUUAAAAAAAAAAAAGAAGAAAAAAAAAGAAAGAAAUCAUCAAACUGUUAAAAAAAAAAAAACAACGCUCCUAAUUUUGCUUUGUUUCCAACCUGGCCAAGAGUUUUCAGCAGGAAAUUCAUCUGGGAGUUCUGCUCUUUGGUAGAAUGGAAAUGACUUUUUUAUUAUUAUUACUAUUAUUAUUAUUAUUAUUAUUAUUAUCAUCAUUAUUGUUAUUAUUUUAAACCAAACACAUGCUCUGAUGUUUGUGUGUGUGGGUCUCUAACCUGGAAAGGACUCGGAGCAUACACUCACAUGCACACACUUGCACACGGUCUACACCCGUUAUUUGGACUCUUAAUUAUUCAGCUGCUCUUCUCUAGCCACACUUGUACAGGUACAGCUCUGCACAGACUCACUCCCACGCAACUUAGAAAAUCCAGAAUCUGUGACUCAAGGGUAUUUCACAAAGUAGGAAUUCUCAGUUAGCCGGAUAACACGAUCAAGAAAAUCAAGCCAGCCUAAUAGGAGACGAGCUAAGAGACAUUCUUGAUAAGCACUGCUAGUUGGGGCAUAAAGGAAUAUUUCAUCAUGUUUCAACCUAAUCUGUCCACUGCACCUGUAGCAGAGAUGUCUCUGGGAUGUGAGUCCAAGUCAAGUCUUGAUUCCUUAGAGAAUUAUUCAUUAUUUGUUUCAUGUCAAGUUCAUCAUGGCUUUAAAUAAGAAUCCUUUCUUUAUAGAAAACCCUCCAGUCUGAACUGAAGUGUUACACGCAGUAGAUAGGGUGCUUAAAAUAAGGUGUCAGGACAAGUUAAAAUGGUUGGUUAGUCUGUAGUUUGUAAGUAUUAGUGUUGCAGCUAAUCCAGAUAGUUUUAGUACGUUUUAAAGGGAUAUGGUCUGUAACUUACUAAACUUUAGCUAGAUGACCUGACCGCUUCAGCUAAAUUAGCUAUUGCUAGUUGUGCCUCUUCCUUUUAUGCACUGUAUAUGUUCUGUUCAGCGCUUUAUUCGGUUCUUCAGACUGAAACUUUAAUGGAAAGCUCAUUUGAAGCUGUAAUGAGCCUGGCAUCACUGCGAGCUGUGAGGAGUUGCAUUACAGUAAUGGCUGCUGUUUACCUUCCCUGAACUCUGCGUCCAGGCCAACACCGCUGAAGGAAGCUUUUCCCAGAGUUUAACUUUACUGUUGGCUUGGUGUAAAACGUUUUUGGGUUUUUCUGAUUUCCAAAUGAGGGAGUUGGACCGGAACGCAGUUUAAGUGCUUGGGCUUUGUGGAUGGUUCGCUUAUCAACAAAAAUAAAAAAGGAAGCUUUU